AUGGUAGAUUUUAACGCUAAACUUUUAUCGCCUUCCUUCCUUUCUUUCUUUCUUUCUUUCUUUCUUUCUUUCUUUCUUUCUGUCUUUCUUUCUUUCUUUCUUCCUGUCUUUCUUUCUUUCUUUCUUUCUAUUAUUCUUCCAAUUCUCUGUUUGCUAGAUUCUUCCAAUUCUCUUUUGCUAGAUUUUUUGCUAGAUUCUUCCAAUUCUCUUUUUGCUAUUCUUCCAAUUCUCUUUUUGAUUCUUCCAAUUCUCUGUUUGCUAGAUUCUUCCAAUUCUCUGUUUGCUAGAUUCUUCCAAUUCUCUAUUCUUCCAAUUCUCUUUUUGCUAGAUUCUUCCAAUUCUCUGUUUGCUAGAUUCUUCCAAUUCUCUGUUUGCUUUCUUCCAAUUCUCUGUUUGCUAGAUUCUUCCAAUUCUCUUUUGCUAGAUUCUUCCAAUUCUUUUUUUGCUAGAUUCUUCCAAUUCUCUAUUCUUCCAAUUCUCUGUUUGCUAGAUUCUUCCAAUUCUCUGUUUGCUAGAUUCUUCCAUUCUCUUUUGCUAAUUCUUCCAAUUCUCUUUUUGCUAGAUUCUUCCAAUUCUCUGUUGCUAAUUCUUCCAAUUCUCUGUUUGCUAGAUUCUUUCUCUGUUUAA
This is a messenger RNA of Acanthosepion pharaonis, 627 nucleotides long. The record is from the annotation of a GenBank genome assembly. Lineage: Eukaryota; Metazoa; Mollusca; Cephalopoda; Sepiida; Sepiidae.